AAUUUAAUUAUAAAUUGAUCAACAUUAAAUGUUACGAUCUGAUAAACUUUUAACUAUUAAUUGUGAGUAUUUAAUAUAAUUAAACUUAAAUUGUGAUCAUAUUGUUGUAGUUAAAUUGUAAAAGGAUUUCCAAUUGGAAAGUCCUUUUACAUAAAAGGACCAACAUCUAAAUCAAAAUGAUUAAAUGGUUUGGAUUGGUUUCAAUUAUCUCUUGUUUAACAAUUAAUCUAAUCACUGGACAAUUCCCGUUUAGUAAUCAAAAUGAUUAUCCAACAAACGUUGAGAUUCAACAACAAUCAACAAUCAAAAGUGGACAUGAUCAACAAAUCGACCUGAAAACAAUAAAAAAUGACAACGAAAAGACAAAACAAGUAAAUGAUAUCACGCAGACAACGAUCGGCCCAUUACCAUUAAAUCAACAACAAUUAAUUAAUCCAGUGAUUCGAUCAUCAACUUCAAAUAGUGAUUCAAAUAAGAAGGAAACUUCAAUUGAACAACAAUCAACAGCAAUUAAAUCAAAAGAUGACGGUGAAUUUAAAACAUUGGAUGAGAUUCUGAGUUUAGCUGGACUUGCGGAUGUUGAAUCAAUGGUACCAUCGAGUGAACCAAGAUCUUUCAUGAUUAAGACUCGAUUUAAGACCAAGGAGACAAGUGAGAAGGAUGAAGAUGAUGAAAAAGAGGAAAAAGAGGAAAAGGAGGUAAAGAAAACAAAGAAAAAAUCGACCAAGAAGAAAUCGAAGAAAAAAUCAUCGAAAAAGUCUUCCAAAAAAUCAAAGAAAAAAUCAAAGAAGAAAAAAUCGAAAAAGAAGAAGAAAAAGAAGAAAAAAUCAUGUGGUUGUUGCUGUUGCUGUUGUAAAUGAUCAACAAUUAGUGUUAAUUGUUCAUUAAGACAAAAAGGGAAAUAUGUAAAUCAUAUAAUCAUGUGAUUCUAAUGACAAUAAAGUGUUUAUUUAAUCAUGAA
Panonychus citri (citrus red mite) is the source of this 961-nucleotide messenger RNA. RefSeq names its product probable DNA-directed RNA polymerase I subunit RPA43. The record is from RefSeq and is a predicted model, not a curated record. Lineage: Eukaryota; Metazoa; Arthropoda; Arachnida; Trombidiformes; Tetranychidae. The transcript is spliced from 3 exons. The coding region runs from base 177 to 860 and encodes 227 amino acids.